Messenger RNA from Geodia barretti, 759 nucleotides. The record is from the annotation of a GenBank genome assembly. NCBI's taxonomy places the organism in Eukaryota, Metazoa, Porifera, Demospongiae, Tetractinellida, Geodiidae.
AUGGGAGGAGAAGGAAGAAAUAGACCUGUUCUAGCUGCUCAAGAAAAAGGUCCGGGGUCUGGACGCUACUCGCUCCCCACCUGCGUUGGACAUCGCGGACACGACCCGACCAAGAAAUGCAUGCCGCACUAUUCCUUCGGAAAGAGGCUUGAAAAUCCCAUGUUUCGCAAGGACUGCAGUCCUGGGCCAGGGUACUACAUCGAUUCAGCUACCACUAGGUUCGGAACGGGCGGCACUCCGUCGUACUCGAUUCUCGGACGACAGAUGGACCCAAAGGUGUUCAAGACACCGUCUCCUGGUGCCUACUAUCCGGAGAAAGUACACCCACAGGGGGAGAAGCAUGCUCCAGCCUACUCCAUGAGUGCUCGCACCAGGAACCCCAAAAAGGACAACACUCCAUCCCCAAACUCCUACCAGCUCCCGUCUCUCCUGGGUUCCAAGGUGCCCAACAAGCGUUCGUCCGCUGCCUACUCCAUGGCCUACAGGUCGUCUACUGGAGCUUUCUCUGAAGACCUCGCCAAGACGCCUGGGCCUGGCCACUACAAUGCAGUGGCACCCAAUGUGUACGUGAAGAAGGCACCGGUCUACUCCAUGCUUAGCAGGAGUUACAUGCCUGGAGACUCUACCAAGAAGCCAGGGCCUGGUGCUUACAGCCCUGAGAAAGUAUCGUGCAACAAAAUGUCGUCACCAAAGUACUCUUUGGGAAUCCGCCACUCAGAAUACGUCUACACUCCCCAUUUCGCUGAAGUGCAAGAUUGA